Molecule: messenger RNA, 4389 nt
Organism: Brassicogethes aeneus
Lineage: Eukaryota; Metazoa; Arthropoda; Insecta; Coleoptera; Nitidulidae
Source: the annotation of a GenBank genome assembly
AUGGUGCCCGAAGAUGCUUGUGAUAAUGAAAUCAGCCAAAUAUUAAGUAAUACUACUACUACUAAUAAAUGGAUACCAGAUGAUAGCAGCAAUAAAUGUGAUAUUAGCGAAAAUAAUAAUACAAAUUUUGUUAGAGGUAUUCUUGAUGAUAUUUUUGAUAGUGCUGUACCAAAAGAAAUAGUUUUUAAAGUGCCUAAAAUGAGAGAUAGAAAUAUGGAAAAGGAGGAUUUGGAGAGGCGUAAAUCCAAUAGAGGUGCCAGUUUGUAUAUAAAUAACAAUAACACAGUGGAGACGUUCAACGAUUUUAUUAUACCACACAGACGUGCCAUCAGCGAAUGCAUCAUCGAUGAAAACGACAACAACGAUUUUAGACAAAUAUACGACAAUAAGUCGAACCUGCAUCCGAAAACGGUGAAAAAGGUCAAAGACUACACUAAGAAACGAAAGUUUUCCUUCUCACUGUUCCACAAAAAAGACAAACCUCACAGGGAUCAUAUAGAUGAAGAGCAUCCGGAAAACUACGACGACUUUGAUCCCUCGGAAAACGUCUUGAAACCUGAAAUAAGCCACCUGAAAAAAGCCUUCUCCGCGAUGGAGUUGAACCAAAAACCCACCAAGCUGCAGCGCACCAAUUCCUUCAUCAAAAAAAUGGUGCACAUAGGCGCCGAAUCCACCAGCAUUCUAAAACGCUCGCUGAGCGUGCGCGAUGUGAAAAAAACUCAAAACAAAAAAGACUCGAAAACGCGUUGUGCCUCCGAGUCCAACGAAAAAUGGCGCCAAUCGUUGCAAUCCCUCGUCGAAAGUGACAUAGGUGUUAGCUACAACGACUUGAGUUUCAUCAACUACGACGCCCUGAACAAGUUUAAUUACGAUGACGAGGACUACGGGUCCCAUGUGUCCCUACUGGACAACAGUAACGAUGGCAGGUACAUCGGCCGAACGCAGAGCAUGAUUUGCAAGAGUUCCCCAAAGCUGACAGCGAGACCUUCGUACUUGAGGACCGAGUCUUCCGUGGAAUACAGCCAACCGGAUUUGUCGCUUUCAGAGCAAUCGGGUGCCACUUCAUUACCCAUCCUUUGUCAUCUCAACAACCACGAGAAUAAUGGGGCUAAUGUUCAAGAAUCAAACAGUCCCACGCACCGAUUGUUCCAAAGAAGGCCGCAGAGCAUCAGUUCCGAAGAUGGUUGUCGCAGCAGGUCCUCGGCAAGCGGAAGUUUCCGCUCGGCCGGAAGUGGGUGUGCAAAGUUAAAGCGGCACAACGCUUGCCGACAAAAAAACCGGAACCCAUCCUCGCUUAACAUCGAAAUCAGAAGAAACAGCGAUCCAUCCGAGAAAACACUGUUCAGCAUAGUAAAGUUAUUUUCGACGAAGCCGACGCCUAAGAUCGCCCGCGAAAGCCUGAACAUCGAGAAGGAGGAGAAGGGGGGGACGGGGUGCGGCGAGGGGCAGCACCAGCAGGAGUGGAGGAGGUUCGUCGGCUCCAUCAGGAGGAAGGUACAGAGGCAUGCCUCAGGCGGGCAGGAGCAGCAGGCCUCGCAGGCCAAGGGCGAGCCGCUCGUCAGAAAGAAUUCCCUAACGCAGAGCAAGUUCGACUUGUUCAAGCGCGACAAGAGUACCGAGGAAGCGAAGAAGAGUGACAAACAGACACUCACCAAGCAGAAAUCCAUCGGGCCGGAAAAAACGACGACGUGCGACUAUUUUAAAGCGUUAAGUUUCAAGGACAAGUCGUCGAAAGACUCUCCAGUAGCGUCUCCGAAACAAGGAGAAACCAGUAGCGUUCAACAAAAAGGUGUUCGAAAGAGUGACAAAAAGGAUAGCAGUAGUGAUAAAGCAGCGCUUAAGCCUAGCAUUAGUUUUAGUAGGAGUAAGUCUAGCAAGUCCAAGGAGGGAUUGAAGCAGGACGAUUUUCUCAAAGCCACCAUGAGAAUCUUUCUCGUCGUCUCGCCGCCAGUCGGAAAAAUGCAGGUCCGUUCCAGAAGCCUGAACCACCUGGACAACCUAGAAAUGAGACAGGGCAUCGCGCCGCCGGACGAUGCGGCCCUAAAGGACACCCGUUCAGAGCCGGACUGCACAAAUCAGGCCCCCGCCCCGGGCCCCAAUCAAACAGCCCUUCAGACCGAUCAACAAGUGUGCGCUGCCGAGGCGCCUCCGCCCAGAAAACACAUGCUCAGCCGCUCACAAAAAUCAAGCAGCGAAUGCUUCACGGCGACAUUCGAGGUGGGAUUGUGCGACGAAACGUGGGACAACGAAUUAUUUUUUCCCGCCCACCGAGGAUUUACCUUACAGGACCAGUUGGUGCGUAUGUGCGAAUCUCGCAACAUUGAUUUAUCGAUGUGCGAGGCCCGUCUGGUGGAUAAAGAAACCAACACGGAAAGUUUGCUGCUUUUCACGCAGGACACUGCUAAUCUGGUCGGAAAGCACGUGAGGAUUAUAGCAAAAGAAGCAAGCAAUAAAAAACUAUCAGGAUCAUUUCACAGCAAUCAUUUAAGAAAGCAAUCAGGGAGUUAUAGGCCUAGAACAAGUAGUUUUUUUAAUUCGAGUACUGAAGAAGCGACUCCUAUAGCAACGUCCACUUUUUCUCUACAUGAGGGAGAAAAUAAAAGGCAAAUCAAACAACGAUUUACCGCGUUUUUUGGGAACACAAAAGACGCAAAAUUAGAAGCUUUAAUCGAACAACUAGACAAAUACACGAAACAAGGAAUACCAAGUAGUUUAAACUACAGACAGGGACAGUGUGAGUCUGUCGACGCUCUGUAUAAAUUAGAGGACGAUUGGAAGGAUAUCGUCGAGUAUGGCGAUUUAAGUGAGAAACAACAGCAGCAACAGACGGUUUUAUGGGAAUUAAUUAAAACCGAAGUGGCAUACAUUAAAACUUUAAAAGUUGUUACAGAUCUGUUCUUGGCAUGUCUGAAAGACCUCCAAUCGAAAACCCUCCUGAAGGAAAUCGACACCGUGAAACUGUUCUCGAACAUCACGGAAAUCCUGGACGCUAACGUGAUCUUCUGGCGCAACACGUUGUUCCCCCUGGUGCGCACCAUGCGCCAGUACAAACGUCCACCGUGCAUCGAGAACAUGCUGGAGGGUUUCUCGCAGAUCCACGAGGUAUUCCAGCCCUACUACAUUUACUGCGCGGAGCAGUCGAGGUGCCAGCACUACUGCCGCGAGAAUCUCGACAGCGAGUUUUUCACUGCCUACUUGACGUGAUUACGACUAAUGGAUAUUUUGGUCCAACCAAUGCAAAGACUGACAAAAUAUGGGCUUCUGUUGAAAGCCGUCUUGAAAAACACCGAAGAGGACGUGGAAAGAGAAAAUCUACAAUCUAUGGAAUCGAAAGACGAUGACAUCGACAGAGUGCUGAAACGGGAAAAACAACUGAUGCAGCUCGAUCUGACGCGGCCAAUGACAAAUUGUCCCGCCGAUCGAAAAAGACAUCUCCUAAUGGAGGGCGACCUCAAACUCAAAGACAACCUCACGUCAAAGAUGGAAGUGCAUUGUUUCCUUUUAACAGACAUGCUUCUCAUAUGCAAACCUUCAACGAAAAAAGGUGGCGCCACUGUCCGAGUGGUACGACAACCGUACCUAGUCGACAGACUCGUUGUUCACGAACUAACCCGGGAAACCCCGAGUCUGUGCAUCGUUUACAAAAACGAAUUCGACAUGGCUGUCGCGGUUUUCGUCUUGCAGAGCAACGAUCCCAAAAAAAUAAGGGGUUGGAAAGAUGGUCUACAGAAGGCUCAGAGGCUGUACUCGCAAGCCAAGCAAAUUAGACAGGCGAGUUCGUUUGCGGACGAGUACAUGGAUUCCGAGUACGAUUUUUAUCAUGAUACAGACUUUUAUCACAGUUUACAAUUGGCUCCAAGGUCUCCGCUCGCCUCGUCAAGUCGUGCCAGUAGAUCUUCCGUGGGGUCGGCCAAGGACCCCUCGCGAGGAGUUUCGGUCGAGAACGACAACAGAACGGCCUCCAUAUCGAGCGACGAGGGCGUGCAGCCCCUGCCGCCCGACAAGAGCCCCGUCUCGCAGAAGAACUCCUUCAAGAACCGGCUGUUCCCCAAAACGCCCAACACGCUGUCCGUGCAGCCGUACGGCAGCCUGGGCCAGAGCCUGCCCAACCUGACGCUGCACUCGCCGAACAGCGCCGGUUUCAAUCAGAACACGCUCUCGGUGCCGAACAGCAAGAACGGCUCGCAUUUGCUGAGCCCCACGCACAGGGGGAUCUCCUAUCCGCCCCCCUCUCCCACCAGGGGGAACUUGAGAAGGAGUUUGGCCAUUUCGCAGAACAAAAAUCCCCCCUUGAUCAAAACCAGGCAGAAAAAUGACAAUAGAGACGCCUCUAUCCACAAACGAUUGUCCUGGAACUGCACGUCGCAGGAAUCGCAGCAGGAGACUUAG